Oldenlandia corymbosa var. corymbosa is the source of this 1095-nucleotide messenger RNA. The record is from the annotation of a GenBank genome assembly. Lineage: Eukaryota; Viridiplantae; Streptophyta; Magnoliopsida; Gentianales; Rubiaceae.
AUGGCACCACCAAAGAAAGAUGCCGCCACAAAAGGUACUCAACAACCAACUCCUCAACAAGAAGAAGAAUCCGAGGAGACAUCAACCCUAUCAACCUUAACUUCUCAAAUCCAACUUCUUGUCACUCAAGUUGGUAAUAUAGGAAAGGAAAUAGGUGACAGAAAGAUUUCACAAGCUGAAUUUGCUCAAAAAAGAAGGCGUAGAGAUGGUGAUCCAGAGAUUGUAACUUGGUUACAAUUGAAGAGAUUAAUGAGGCAAAAUUUUGUGCGCAAGUCAUAUCGAAAUGAGUUGAGAAAUGAACUACAAGAUCUAAGGCAAGGUUCUCGUCUUGUUUGGGACUUUUAUUGGGAAUUAGUUUCUUUGCGUACUAAAUUGCAGUUAGAUGAGUCUGAUGAGUCUAUGGAGGCACGAUUCAUUCGAGGAUUGAAUCGCAAUUUGAGGGAUCCAGUGGAGUUACAUGCUUUGAAGGUACAAUCCCUUGAAGAAUUGGUUGAAUAUGCUGACACUUUGGAGAAACAAACCAAAACCCGUGAAUCAAGGGCUGCCCCUACAUCUUCUAGGCCCUAUUCCGGAUCUACAUCAACCAAACCAAGCCCUCAAUCAAGCCAAAUGAGGCCUGCCCCUACUCGGACUCCAUUUCAGCCGAGAAGACCUCCCACAACAUCAACCGGAUUUCCUCCAAAACCGGUUGCAAAAGCACCUCCACCUAAGGCACAAAAGGAGAAAGAAAGAAGAAAGGAAAGGGCUUUGAAAAAGCCAAUAUCCGAGACCUCUACAUCCUCGGGUAUGGUUUGCGGGGAAAUAAUUCAACUUGCCCGAGGAAAAAUGAUGUUUGCCGAGAGAAUCAACAAAUGCACCUAUUCGGCUAACCCGUUUGCCGGGAAAAGGUCAUUACUCGGACAACUCUUCACCCAGGCCAAAUUUUUUACAUCCGAUGAUCGUUUUGGACAUUUUAUAUUCACAUUAUCGCAGGUAGAACCCAGCUUGUCCGGGAGAUUUUGCCAUUUUCUGAGAGUUUUCUCAAAACGGCCCAUUUUGCCGAGUCAAGAACCCGGGAGAGCCGUUUCAGCUUACCGAUUUGAUGUUGUGGCCUGA